GCGGGCGCCCGGCGCGUGAGUCACUCCGCUCCCCGGGGUGCGGAGCGGGACAUCGCCUCCCGCCUGGGAUCUGCAUUUCAUCUCCAGCUUCAGCGACCAGCCGCCUUUCCGUCUAGGUGAGGGCCAGGUCAUCUGAUUCCUGCUUUGUAGCAUUCUGAAGGAUUGACCUUCUUGGAAUGUAAUCCCAGUGGGGUCUCUUUUCUGUGUAGCCCACUCUGCCAUCAAACAGCCGAGUGACUCCGGGUUGAUCAGGGGCGCCUCAAGAAUCGCGGAUAUCACUUCACCUGGAAGAUUCACCCACUGCUACUCAGAGCUGUUUCUGAAAUACCAUGUCUAAGAACUCGGAGUUUAUCAAUCUGUCAUUUUUGUUAGAUCAUGAGAAGGAAAUGAUCCUGGGAGUCCUAAAGAGAGAUGAAUAUUUGAAAAAAGUGGAGGACAAGAGAAUAAGGAAGCUGAAAAAUGAACUCUUAGAAGCAAAACGUAGAAGUGGGAAGACUCAACAAGAAACCAGCAGAGUCUGUGUCUACUGUCAGAGAAACCUGGGCUUAAUAUUCGACCGAGGAGACCCGUGCCGGGCCUGCUCACUGAGAGUGUGCAGCGAAUGUCGGGUCUCGGGCCUUGACGGCAGCUGGCAAUGCACCAUCUGUGCCAAAGUCGCGCAGCUAAGGAUUGUAACCGGUGAAUGGUUUUUUGAAGAAAAGGCAAAGCGUUUCAAGCAAGUCAAUCUUCUGGGCACUGAUAUAGUCCGACAGUCCAUCUUAAGAAGAAGCCCAGGAACUGAAGAAAUACAAAGCCAAGAGCAACCCCACCAGGAUGCAGAAAAGGCAGACACUUCACCUUCUGCCAGGCAAAAGGCCAGUCAUGAUGGACCCAGGAAAAAGGGAUUUCUUCUUAGCAAGUUCAGAUCAGCAACCAGGGGAGAAAUCGUAACUCCAAAAACUGAAAGUGGGCGGAGCUACAGCUUGGACUUAGACGGCCAAAACUUUCGGAGUUUAAAGUCCAUCCCUGGUUCAGACAGGGGAAGCACUGGUUCAUCAGACCUUUAUGACCAGGAAGCCGGCCCGGCAACUCGGAAGAGCAGCCGGAGCAGUGGAGUGACCCCCGUCACGCAGAGGUCACCGGCUCCAAGCACACGCAGCGUGACCUCAGCCAGCAGUAGAAAGGAACAUGGUUUCGAAAAUUCCAUGGAUUUGGCUGCCCUUGAAAGCACAUCUGACGACCUCACAAAGAGUCGUCGCAGAAACACUUCUGGCACACCGUCCAUAGCGGUGUCUGAGGUCUCCCUCUCCUCAGACCGGAGUCGAUCUGAAUUAGAUUUGAGUGGGUCAUUUCCAGAAGAUUUAGAGAAUACUGUAAACAUAAGAAGCAAGUCUGUCCCUGGGGCUUUAGACAAAGACUUGGACUCCUUGGAAGAGACUGGGGAAGGCAUUAAUGACUUAGUGUCCUCACGGUUUUCGGCAAACACCCACAGUCUAGCAAGUGGCCUGUCAACCAGUUCUCCAGCAGGCUCUGACAGGAAGUGGACCUACCUGAAUGUCCCUGAUGCUGACUCAGACACUACCAGCCUUAACAGCAUGAUGAGUGUUUACAGUGAAACAGGAGACUAUGGCAACGUGAAGGUCAGUGGUGAAAUCCUUCUUCACAUCAGCUACUGCUACAAAACUGGCGGGCUCUACAUUUUUGUCAAGAACUGCAGAAAUCUGGCCAUAGGAGAUGAAAAGAAACAGAGGACAGAUGCUUAUGUCAAGUCGUACCUUCUUCCUGACACGUCCAGAAACAACAAACGCAAGACUAAGAUCAGAACAGGCACCAAUCCAGAAUUCAACGAGACAUUAAAGUACACCAUCAGCCAUACCCAGCUGGAAACAAGAACUCUGCAGCUCUCAGUCUGGCAUUAUGAUCGAUUUGGACGUAACAGCUUCCUUGGGGAGGUGGAGAUUCCUUUUGACUCAUGGAAUUUUGAAAAUCCAAGUGAUGAGUGGUUUGUGCUUCAGCCCAAGGUGGAAUUUGCUGCUGACAUAGGCCUUCACUAUAAAGGAGAGCUGACAGUUGUCUUACGUUACAUUCCCCCAGAGGAGAACCUGGUGCUUCCUCUAGAACAAGUUCAAGGAAAGAAGAGCUUCAAAAGGGGAAAGAAGAAGGAGUCACCUGUAAUAUUUGGAGGAAUACUGGAAGUGUUCAUCAAAGAGGCAAAGAAUUUGACCGCAGUGAAGUCGGGAGGCACUUGCGAUAGCUUUGUGAAGGGCUACCUGCUCCCUGAUGAUAGCAAAGCCAGCAAGCACAAAACUCUGGUAAUAAAAAAGAGUGUUAACCCUCAGUGGAACCAUACUUUCAUGUUCAGUGGCCUGCAUCCCCAGGACAUAAGGAAUGUUUGCCUAGAACUUACUGUCUGGGACAAGGAGGCCUUUUCCAGCAACAUCUUUCUGGGAGGAGUUCGUUUGAAUUCUGGAACUGGUAUGAGCCAUGGGAAGAACGUGGAUUGGAUGGACUCUCAGGGGGAAGAGCAACGCCUUUGGCAGAAGAUGGCCGACAAUCCCGGGACUCCCGUAGAGGGUGUACUCAUGCUCCGUUCCAGCAUGGGGAAGUGUAGACUCUGAAGGUAUGCAGAAGUCCAUCAGAAACCUGCGAUGUUGUUCUCAGAGAGAAAAGGUAAAUUGAUCUUCAUGUCAUUCUUUUUACUAAGUAUUGUGUAGAAGUAAAAAUAUCUUUAAAUCUAGAUUACAUAUGUGAAUGGCACACAAUUCAAAUAGUUCAAAAUUGUGAAAAGUCCAUCUGCCUUCCUCCUCUUCCAUAGCAGAAAUGAUUGAUAGUCUCAUUCUUUCUUAUGCAUAUAGGGUAUUACAUUAUAGGGAUAUAGCAAAUUUAUUUAACCAUUCCUAUCAAAUGCCAUGUUAAAUAUGGUUAACUAAGCUAUCUACGUUUGGUGGCUUUUCUGAACAACCUUUUCUUUCAAACAUCAACACUUCGAAAUUCAAAAUGAGAUUUUUGGGUAUUUCCAAUUUGGGGUAUUUGUCCUACAGAGAUAGAUACAGAUGUGAGAAAUGAGUACAUACAAAAGUAUUUAUUGCAAAAGAUAGAAAACAACCCAGUAGCCCCUCAGUAGAGGCCUUCUGCAAUAUCAUAUAUGCCUAGUUUUUCUGUGUCGUUAGUUGCUCCCUCUCCUUCUCUGUUAAAGAUUGUUAAAUGAUAAGCAUCGGAUUCUUCAGUGCUUGUUGUUUCUUAUCACUUCAUACACCAUCUCUGGCAUUAUCACAUAUGCUGCCCUCGUAGUUUUAUAUGCUUAUAACUUCAGACUCACAUCUCCAACCCAGACCCUUCCUCUCAGCCUUAGACUCAGACCCACCUACCUAUAUGACCUAUCCACCAGCAUAGCUCAUGUUUUCAACAUAGUCAAAAUGGAACCCUUUAUUCCACCUUCCCCUUGUACCCAAUUCUUCCUAUUCUAGUAUAUCCUGUCUCAGUGCCUUGUACUGUCAUCUACCCAGUUGAGCCAGUUCAGCUGGACAGUUCAGCCCAGUCUAUCUCAGCACAGAUAAAAGCACAGAGAGUGCUCUCCAGCCCAGCUCUCCAUAACACCUUCUCAGAAGAUACCAUGACCUUGCUGGAGUGUCCUUGUCAGGACAUCUCAGCCCUCAGCAUUCCCUCACUUGAAUCAUACAAGUUAUAAAGGGACAUGGGCAAGCUUUAAAGCCUGACUUUAUCCAUUCAGGUUGUCAACAGUACCUUCAGGACAUCUGGAAGAUAAUUUAUCAGCUCUCAUUUCACUUACAUUGUCACUAUAACUGGAAUCAUCAUGUUGUAGAUCUUCCAGGACACAAAAAUGCCAAACACAAAGAUAUUUUUAUGGAACUUCAUAAUCCUAGUCUCCUUUUCCUUAAUAAACCCACACAAAUAUAUGACCAUUGAUCUUUAA
Messenger RNA from Neofelis nebulosa (Clouded leopard), 3913 nucleotides. It is a transcript of the gene SYTL5, whose product is annotated as synaptotagmin like 5. Gene Ontology annotation, biological process: intracellular protein transport; exocytosis. NCBI's taxonomy places the organism in Eukaryota, Metazoa, Chordata, Mammalia, Carnivora, Felidae. Gene Ontology annotation, cellular component: exocytic vesicle; plasma membrane. Bases 330 to 2597 code for a protein of 755 amino acids. The transcript has 19 exons. Gene Ontology annotation, molecular function: small GTPase binding; neurexin family protein binding; phospholipid binding. The record is from RefSeq and is a predicted model, not a curated record.